GGAGCCGUUAAACUGAGGCGAGAACGAGGAAGCAGUCCGCCUGUCAUUUGGAAAACUUACGGUAACAACGCGACUAAGCAAAAUGCCUGAAGCCGACAUUGCACUGAUUGGUUUGGCUGUCAUGGGCCAAAACCUCAUCAUGAACAUGAAUGACCAUGGCUUCGUCGUGUGCGCCUACAACCGCACUGUGUCCAAGGUGCAUGACUUCCUGCAGAACGAGGCAAAGGGCUCCAAGGUGAUUGGCGCAGAGUCACUCAAAGACAUGGUGUCCAAGCUGAAGAAGCCCAGGAGGAUCGUCCUGCUGGUCAAGGCCGGGCAGGCCGUGGACGACUUCAUCGACAAGCUGGUUCCCCUCCUUGAGGCCGGGGAUAUCAUUAUCGACGGCGGCAAUUCUGAAUAUAGAGACACGACUCGGCGCUGUAAGAGUCUGAAAGAGAAGAACAUGCUGUUUGUGGGCAGCGGAGUCAGCGGGGGCGAGGAGGGGGCACGCUACGGACCCUCACUCAUGCCAGGAGGACAUCCAGAGGCCUGGCCUCACAUUAAAGACAUCUUUCAGAGCAUCGCUGCCAAAGUGGGAACAGGAGAGCCCUGCUGUGAUUGGGUGGGAGAUGAGGGCGCGGGUCAUUUUGUCAAAAUGGUUCACAAUGGUAUCGAGUACGGCGACAUGCAGCUGAUUUGUGAGGCCUAUCACCUGAUGAAGGACGUGCUUGGCCUGGACCACGACCAGAUGGCCAAGACUUUCGAUGACUGGAACAAGACUGAGUUGGACUCGUUCCUGAUCGAGAUCACCGCUAACAUUCUCAAGUAUCGAGAUGCCGACGGCAAGCAUUUGUUGCCCAAGAUCCGCGACAGUGCGGGACAGAAAGGCACGGGCAAGUGGACUGCUAUAUCAGCCCUGGAAUACGGCACUCCGGUGACUUUGAUCGGAGAGGCCGUCUUCGCCCGGUGUCUGUCCUCCCUCAAAGACGAGAGGGUGGAGGCCAGCCAGAGGCUCACGGGGCCGGCGGGAGUCACGUUCACCGGUGACAAGGUUGCCUUCUUGGAGGACAUCAGGAAGGCCCUGUAUGCCUCCAAGAUCAUCUCCUACGCGCAGGGUUUCAUGCUGCUGCGCCAGGCUGCCAAAGAAUUCGGCUGGUCCCUCAACUACGGCGCCAUUGCUCUAAUGUGGAGAGGAGGCUGCAUUAUCCGCAGCGUGUUCCUUGGCAAAAUCAAGGAGGCCUUUGACAGGGACGCAGAGUUGCAGAGCUUGUUGUUGGACUCUUUCUUCAGUGAUGCUGUGCAGGAGUGUCAGGUGUCGUGGCGUCGAGCGGUCAGCACAGGCGUCCAGCACGGCAUCCCCAUGCCUUGCUUCACUACCGCUUUGUCUUUCUACGACGGUUACAGGCACAACAUGCUGCCUGCCAACCUCCUCCAGGCUCAGAGAGAUUACUUUGGGGCUCACACGUACGAGCUGCUGACCGAGCCGGGCCGCUUUAUCCACACCAACUGGACAGGACACGGUGGAAAUGUUUCGUCUUCCUCCUACAAUGCGUAGAAAGAAGAACAGCGGCGUACACGUCAAAGAAGAACAUGGCAAACACACCGAGUACAAAAGAGGACAUGUCACACAUUCCACCAGUAUAACCACAGCAAUUUUAACUCGUAUCAGUCACGUGUUGUGCAAAUUGUAUCUUUCCGGCCAUAGAAUGUGUUGCUACAUUGUCAAACUUAGGCUGGAUUUCAACACUGGAUUUAAGGUGAAGCUUUGCACUCUGCUGUACUAGGCUAAAUAAAGAUUUCAAUCCCUUUAUAA
Syngnathus typhle (broad-nosed pipefish) is the source of this 1792-nucleotide messenger RNA. It is a transcript of the gene pgd, whose product is annotated as phosphogluconate dehydrogenase. Gene Ontology annotation, cellular component: cytosol. The transcript has 13 exons. Gene Ontology annotation, molecular function: NADP binding; phosphogluconate dehydrogenase (decarboxylating) activity. The record is from RefSeq and is a predicted model, not a curated record. Lineage: Eukaryota; Metazoa; Chordata; Actinopteri; Syngnathiformes; Syngnathidae. Gene Ontology annotation, biological process: pentose-phosphate shunt, oxidative branch; pentose-phosphate shunt. Bases 83 to 1534 code for a protein of 483 amino acids.